Geosmithia morbida is the source of this 1440-nucleotide messenger RNA. Its product is annotated as Vesicle coat protein involved in Golgi to plasma membrane transport. Bases 1 to 1440 code for a protein of 479 amino acids. Gene Ontology annotation, molecular function: GTPase activator activity. NCBI's taxonomy places the organism in Eukaryota, Fungi, Ascomycota, Sordariomycetes, Hypocreales, Bionectriaceae. Gene Ontology annotation, biological process: positive regulation of GTPase activity; positive regulation of TORC1 signaling. The transcript has a single exon. The record is from RefSeq and is a predicted model, not a curated record. Gene Ontology annotation, cellular component: cytosol.
AUGGGCAAGACUCUCAAACUAAUCAAUCACCUCCAGCUCGCUCUCGCACAUUACUGCGACAUUCAUGGUCCUACUCCUCUUAUGGCCACAGAGGGCCUGCCGACUUCAUGCACCACCUGCUACGAUGAUCUUGCUGCGCGCUCCGAUACACUCGCUAAGCACAUCCCGCCCCUGAGCGCCCAGCGGUCCUCACCCCACGACGUUGCCAACGGCGUCCGUACUCUUUCGGGUUCCCUCACAAACUCGGGCCCCACAUCAGCCGGCCCUCGGCAGCAAUCCCGGCCGGAGGGCACCUUGCUACAAACGCCAGCGGAAAAUGGCAACGCCCUGGACACACCCCCUGGGAGCCCCCACCAGUCCCAUCCUCCUGCCCCUCACGCGCGCCGCGACUCGAGCUUCUACAGGACAUAUGAUGACUCGGUCACCAAGAAGCAAGGCCCAUGCAACAACUGCGCUAUGGUCCUCCCCAACAGCUCGACGACCGCAUCGGGCGACGAAGACGGCUCGUCCAACAACAAUAACAACAACAACGUGCGCCCUACCUUGAGGACCCGUGCCCCUGCUGAGCGUGUCUUUGGAACUGAUGGCCAAGCGUCCCCGCCAAACUCGCAAACGUCUAGCGACACAGAUGGAGAGAGAGAGGCUCCGUGCCGUAUGCGGAAUAGGAAAUCCACGCCUACGUCGGUCUCCCGCACCGCCUCAUGCUCCAGCUCAUCAACCGUGUCCGAGAGCGCCCCCUUCCACGUGCACUAUGUUGACUACACCUCGACCCAUGAACCUCUCCUACCUAACUCCUUCUCCCUCCUACGCGCCUCGUGCCUCCGCACCCUCUCCUUUGAGACGCUACCUCGUGCCCCAACCGCGCCCCCGGGCACCGCCAGCUCUCCCCUCUCCCCCACCGGCUCCUUCGUCACCACCCAGAGCGCUGGAUCGGCCGUGUCCGGCGGACCUAUCUUCUUUGGAGAUGCCCUGGCUGGCUACACGACUGCCUACAUCUUCCGCAUCCCCGAUGUGCACGCCCGCGGCCACAAGCGCAUAUACGCCUUUCUGGCCCUGAGCACCCACAAGGAACGCCUAGCCAUGAAGACGUUUGCCAUUGUCUCGGCCGCCUUCCGCGAGCUGGCAAACUGGAUCCAGCAGCUGGCUGAGGCCGAGGCCGAGCGUGCUGCCGAGACCUCCCCACUCACGGGUGCCCUGUAUAAUGGCUCCGGAGUCAGCCAUGCCACGACACGGCCAGCCCCUCUGACGGCCGACAGGUCGGGCAGCAGUUUCCUCACCGGUGGCGGAGGCUUCACCCGACGUAUGAAAGGCGGUGGAGGUGGAGCUGCCCCCAAGGCUCGCAGUCUGCCGGAGCUGGUUGGUCAGCCCGACUUUUUCAUCCAGCUUCACAGGAAGUUUGUGCAGCUCUUGUUUGAAGUUGGCGUGACACUGAAUUCUUAG